GGGGCCUUUGGUGCUUUGCGCCCCCAACUGGCCUCGACGGGCCGGGAGGUGCCGCUUUUCCUGGGUCUGCGGUGAUCCCCUCUGCCUGGCGGCCACCGGCCCUUGAGGAUCGCCCAGCACACAUUGUUCCCUCCGCACCGCUCCCCGCGACGCGGCCCGUCCCUCUCCCCUGUCCCCUCCCUCCUCCGCCUCCAGUCCCUCUCCCCUCCCUCCUCAGGUCCCUCCUUCCCUCGUCAGCGGGCGCUGUAUAAAUCCCGUUCUCCGGCGUAUCCCCGUACCGCGGGAGACCCUGGUACUUUGGCCCCUGGGGAAGGAGCCUGCCACCACCGCCGCACCGCUGGGACUUGGCGUUCCCUCCGCUGACCGCCUUCCCUCCCGAACCCGCCUAUUUCCUUUCGGGGCUCCCUCGCACAUUUCCUACCGGCCUCUUCCCUUCGAUACCCGAGCCAGGAUGUCGGAAAAACGCGUCGAGGAGACGCCGGCGGAGCUGAGCGCUAAGGAGAUGAAAGAAAAGAAGGAAAAGCAUGACGAGAAAACAGUCCACAAAGACAAGAAGAAGGAGAUAGUAGAGGAUGAGGAAAAUGGAGCUGAAGAGGAUGAGGAAGAGAAUCCUGAUGAUGUGGAUGAAGAAGAAGGUGGUGAUGAGGAUGAAGAAGGAGAUGAGAAUGGGCAGGAGCAGGAUGGUCAUGCAGAAAAAAGAUCUGCAGAGGAGGAAGAGGACGAAGUGGAUCCAAAGAGACAGAAAACAGAAAAUGGGUCUUCAGCUUGAGUCCUUCCCUCCCAUCUCCUAUGUUCCGUCCAUCUCCUCUUCCAUUCCAGCCUGUGCUUGCGCUGUCUGUUAGCCUCUGGCUUCACACAAUCUCAGAUGAGGAAAGAUUAGAAAUGCUCUCUAACAGGGAAGACAGCAGUUUCCUUCUCACCCAAAGACCUAGCCCACCCUUGACA
Melopsittacus undulatus (budgerigar) is the source of this 945-nucleotide messenger RNA. It is a transcript of the gene PTMS, whose product is annotated as parathymosin. The record is from RefSeq and is a predicted model, not a curated record. Gene Ontology annotation, biological process: positive regulation of transcription by RNA polymerase II; negative regulation of apoptotic process. Gene Ontology annotation, cellular component: nucleus. NCBI's taxonomy places the organism in Eukaryota, Metazoa, Chordata, Aves, Psittaciformes, Psittaculidae. The transcript has 5 exons. Bases 452 to 769 code for a protein of 105 amino acids. Gene Ontology annotation, molecular function: histone binding.